UUUUGUCGGCAGAGUGCAGAGAAUUGUGACGUAGCCAAUGCUGAUAUCAAAAACUCACUUGCAAAAUGACUGAAUUUGUGCAAAUGAUAACAAAGCAGUCGCUCAUCCCGAUACAUGUACAUACAGACAUUGUAUGCAAGCACACUUAACUACCAUUCAUGCUCAUCAUUCUUUUCGUCAUCGUAAUAAUCAGGCUUCUUCUCAUUAUUAAAUUGAUUAUGAUUAAUUGUAUGUUUGUAUAGCAUAUGAAGCACAGAUUUGAAUGCAGUCCAGUUGUGGAAAUCAGUGUAGUUUCGCGCCUCAAGCAGACAUCAGCGAGAUUUCUACUAAUUUUUUUGUGGCGGCUAAAAGUUGUAAAAUAAUAUGGAGCGUAGCUGAAAAUAAAAUAAUAGUAAAUGAUUAAAACAAAUAGCAAACUUCAAGAGUUUCAUUCUAUUGACUGCAAUAAAAAAGUGCAUGCCUAGCCCUCCGAAAUGCCGGAAACGCAAUUGCGUCAACGUCCAGGUGAAUACUUAUGUGGAUUAGCAAAAUGGCAUCCGGCAUGGAUGCAACGUUUUGCAACAACCAAAUCAUUUAUGGCCGUCUAUGGUUUGUUGGGCACCAUACAAGCGAUGUCAUAUAUGUAUUUUGUCGUUACACUAACAACUAUUGAGAAACGCUUCAAAAUUCCAAGUCAAACAACAGGUAUUAUAUUGAGCGGCAAUGAAAUAUCACAAAUCCUGCUUUCGCUCAUACUCAGCUACAUUGGAGGUCAACGAAAUCGACCACGUUGGAUUGCAUGGGGCAUUGUAUUUUGCGGUCUAUCCUGUUAUAUACUAGCAUUACCACACUUUAUAUAUGGCGCCGGUGAUGAUGCACUACAUCUCACUGUGGAAUAUUUACAAGAGCAAAUGGAAAAUGUUACAAGUUCAUACUCAUUGGUUAACGGUUCAUUAGAAAAUUCACAAGAAUUAUGUGGCUUAAAGAAUUCAACACAAGAAUGCGAAUCCCUACUAUUAAUUGUACCGUUGAUCUUGAUUUUCCUCUCACAAUUCGUGCUCGGCAUUGGCAAUACACUUUACUAUUCAUUGGGUCAAACAUAUUUGGAUGAUAACACAAAGAAGACAAACACCCCCCUGAUGUUGUCUGUUGCUAUGGCACUAAGAAUGAUCGGACCAAUUAUCGGUUUCUUUUUGGGCUACGUCUCGCUCAACAUGUACAUCGAUCCCUCAAAACAGCCACUUAUUGAUAACAAAGAUCCACGUUGGUUGGGCGCUUGGUGGUUUGGUUGGAUGAUACUGGGCACGUUGAUGGUGCUUUUCUCUGGACUCAUCGGUCUGUUCCCAAAGCAGUUACCCAAAAAGAAACCAGAGCACUAUAACUCACACCUACCACGUAUGAUGCGUUUGGAGGAGUUGAAAAAGGACGAUGGCAUACCGUUGGGCAGUACACUCUCACUCAAUGCAGCUUUGGAUGCGAAUGCAGCAGCGCCAGUUGAUACUGAUUUUCCGAAAUUGAAAGAUUUUCCCAAGGCCUUGAUGCGUCUGCUACGUAAUAAAUUACUAAUUUAUAAUAUCAUAUCCGGUAUAUUCUAUAUACUGGGCGCUGCUGGUUAUAUGACAUUCUUAUCGAAGUACAUGGAAGUACAAUUUCAUAAGACUGCACAAACGGCCACCGUUGUAGUGGGACCGAUCUCUAUAAUUGGUAUGGUAAUUGGUUUGAUUGGUUCGGGUGUGGUAAUAUCAAAAAAGCGGCCCUCGCCUAGCAAGGUGUUGAUGUGGAACGUUAUUGUUGGUUGUGUGUACAUUUUGGGGCAGACAUCAUAUAUCUUUAUGUACUGUGGUGAUUCGAUAUCCCUGCAAAAUGGUGAAAUUGAUAACUUCAAUACCCAAUGCAACAACAAUUGUAGCUGUACAAAUGUAGCAUACUCGCCAGUCUGCCACGAGGGCAGUGAUACAACAUUUUUCUCAGCGUGCCAUGCAGGCUGUAGAGCUUGGGAUCCGAAUUCGAAGACAUUUUCGAAUUGUACCUGCAUUGCGACGUCCGACUUUACUUCUACAACUACUUUCACACCCUCAACGCCCAGCUUUCUUAGCACCGUUAAAACUCAAAAACAAGAAGAAGAAACCCAAAAGAUCAUAAAUAUAAAUUCUCGACCAGACUCAGUACCGAUGGUAAUGCAAAACACUGAAAGGCCCAUUCCACAAACAUCAACUCAGUUACCGACGACGCUGAAGGUGGAAUCACAAGCUGAGCAACAACAAAAUAGCCAAGAAGUAUUUAAUGUCAGGCCGAAACCAGUACUAAACCUAAGUAAUUCCACAACAACAACAACAACAACAACAACAGCAACAGUAACAACUGAUGAACUCCUCACACGCACAGCCCGUUCGGUGGACUCGCUCUCUGAAGUACUCACACCAGGUGUAUGUCUGAAAGGUUGUGCUAUAGCUUUCUAUAGUUUCACCAUAGCAUCGAUGAUCGUAAAUUGGUUUGGAUCCUCCGGCCGUAUUGGUAAUCUUUUGGUAAACUAUCGCGCCGUUUCAGCGAAAGAUAAAUCAUUCGCACAGGGUCUUUCAUUGAUGAUGGUCAGUUUAUUUGCUCUCAUACCCGGUCCUAUCAUUUUCGGACGCAUCAUCGAUUCAACUUGUCUUGUGUGGACGGAAACUUGUAAUGGCAGGGGGAAUUGUCAGCUGUAUGAUCAGACGAAAUUCAGAUAUUAUGUCAAUAUAUUGGCUUUAUCACUAACAUCUAUAGGUGUAGUCUUCGAUAUUUUAGUUUGGUAUCAUGGCAGACAUCUUGAUCUGUAUGGUGAUAAGGAGACCCAACAACUGGAGGAACGACGUCGUAAGGAUAAACCAAUAACUCCUCUUUUGGCACAUAAUUCAUAAUGAUUAUUGUACAUACGUACAUACAUUAAUAUUAAAUUUUAUUUCGGUUAAGUAAUCUUGUGGGACUCAUUUGCUGUCUGGGUAGAAGUACGUACUAUAUACAUAACUAUAUAUAAUUGGGGUUUCGUAGCGGCUGAAGUGAUGUUCAGCUGAACGCUUGCUCCUGUUUGGGUUAUGUAUCAGGAUGUUUUUUUUUUUUUUCAAUUAAUAGAUUAAUAGAUGUAAGUGGCACUUAUUAUGAGCUGCACUCGAUUUUCGAUCUUCACAGGCUGUCAAAAAGCGAUGAACGAAUUUCGUUUUCUUUCGAACCGAAUUACGCCUUCAAUGGUUUGACGAAGUGCGAUGAAAAGCUGUGUUAAUUGAUGACGAAAGUCCUCAGUUUACCAUAGAGUUUUAUUCAAAGGUUCAGACGGCAAUAAAAUGCGAAGAGUUUACAACAGCUCUGUUCGGAAAGAAAUGUUAGUAAGAAAUUGUCAACCUCAACCGAAAGCGGUUCAGUAAAAAUUGGUAAUGGACAGGACUAAUCUAAGUGCCUUAAAGUGAACAGUUGUACCACUAAUUUUCAAGAAAUAUAUUUUAAUGUAACUAUUUUUCUUUUUAAAGAGUAUCAUAUUUGUAUAAAUUUGUUUGAAACCAUAUCUGAUUUCAUUUUUCACUCAGUACUAUUAUUUUUCUUUUAUUUUAAUACACUUAACUCGGAAACGAACCCAAUCAACUGACAAAAUCAUAUCACUGUGAACAUUUCACAGGCGCGAAAUUCACUAGAAUAUUCUUUUUCAUCGAAAGCGCGUCGAUUACCAAUGAACAAUCGUUCUAACGGCACUUUUGAUCACAGUCGAAGAUCGAAAGCAGCUCAUACGUGUAUUACGGACCUGCAUAAAUGAUAUUAUUCAAUCGACCAAAAUUGUACAAUAUCGAAUUUGUAAUGUAAAAAAUAUGCUUCCUCUUACCAUGUAAUAAAUUAUGUGAUUAUUUCGAAACAUAUUUCACAUAUGUAUGUACAUAUGUAUGUAUUUUUUCUAAAA
Messenger RNA from Ceratitis capitata (Mediterranean fruit fly), 3895 nucleotides. It is a transcript of the gene Oatp33Ea, whose product is annotated as solute carrier organic anion transporter family member 4C1. The coding region runs from base 474 to 2870 and encodes 798 amino acids. Gene Ontology annotation, biological process: sodium-independent organic anion transport; transmembrane transport. The record is from RefSeq and is a predicted model, not a curated record. Gene Ontology annotation, molecular function: protein binding. The transcript has 9 exons. Lineage: Eukaryota; Metazoa; Arthropoda; Insecta; Diptera; Tephritidae. Gene Ontology annotation, cellular component: membrane.